AUGGAGUUUCCUAAAACUGGCCAACAGUGCACAAUUGAUGAUUGCAAACAAUUAGAUUUUUUACCUUUUACUUGUAAUUAUUGCGGUGAUAUCUUUUGUAAAAAUCAUUUUCAUGUUACAUGCCACAAAUGUUGCAAAGUUAUUGACAAUGAAGCUGAUGGUACAGAGAAAUUGACUCACUUUGUUUGUACUAAAGAUGAAUGUUCAGAAAAGUCACCUGUAGAAAUGCCAUGCGUCAAAUGUAAGAAACAUUUUUGUUUGAUACAUCGUCAUCAUGGUUGCUUAGAAUUGAGCACUGAGCAAAAAUUAAGUGAACUUAAGAAAUGGGAAAAGCCAAAACAGGAAUUUGUAAAUGCCAAAACUGUUGCUGAUAAAGAAAUUGCUAAAAAUUUGAAAAAAUCACAAAAUUCUGCUAUGGCAAAUAAGGUACGACUUAUGAGGCUCAAAAGCAAGUCCUGUGGAAAUAAUGGUAUUCCGGCUGAUGAACGAUGCUACUUUUUGGUGUAUUAUCCUAUUAAUGGCUCAACCAAAAGUUCUGAGAGUUCUAAAGGAGUUUUUGUUUCCACAUACUGGAGUAUUGGUAAAGUCAUUGAUACAAUUGCUGACUUGUUGAAGGUACCAAACAAUAAUAAUAAUACAAAUGCGAUAAAAUUGAGAUUGUUCGACUAUUCAACUGGAAACAUUGUAGAAGAUCAGAUGGAUACUAAUUUGGGUAAAGUUAUAGAAGCUAAAACAUUAUUUAAUGGCCAAGAUGUUAUUUUAGAAUACUCAAAUGAGAAAAUAAUUGAUUGUAAUUUGUAUUAAUAAAGUAAAUUUUCCGAAUUU
Phymastichus coffea is the source of this 825-nucleotide messenger RNA. Its product is annotated as AN1-type zinc finger protein 1-like. The record is from RefSeq and is a predicted model, not a curated record. The coding region runs from base 1 to 804 and encodes 267 amino acids. The transcript has 2 exons. Gene Ontology annotation, molecular function: zinc ion binding. Gene Ontology annotation, cellular component: cytoplasm. NCBI's taxonomy places the organism in Eukaryota, Metazoa, Arthropoda, Insecta, Hymenoptera, Eulophidae.